GAUGAACGUACUAAAAGUCUUCCUUGGCUCUCCACGUGGUCUCAACCUGCGCAACAUCUUAUGGCACGGGUUCGCGUCUCCGGGGGAAAUUGCUCCAAAAUACUGUGCAAUGAUGGUGUUGCUGACAGCGGGAUUGGGCCAAUUACUGCAGAGUUACCUUCAGCAAACUCACUUGACGUUGGCACACCGGUCUUUCGUGACUUUGACAAACUUAGAAGAUUUGAUCGUUUUUCCUGAUGUUACUCACGAGAUGCUUUCAGUAUUAGAAGAAGUGAUGGUGAAGUCUACUUUUAUAUUAGAAAUCAUGUUGCCCUACUGGGAAACUGCACUGACCAAGUUCAAGGCGCACAGGUUUGCCGACUGUGCCAUAUUGUUACUGACACAGCUGGAGACUGGACUUAGGAAAGUUUUUGCCACAGUUAACAAAUGUCCAAAGAGGCUCCUGAUUGCUGAGUCAACAGCUCUUUAUACCACCUUUGAUGAAGUUUUGGCAAAACACUUGAGUGACGGUGAAAUCAAUCAGCUCCCUCUUUUCCUUGGAGAGCCUGCCAUGGAAUUUCUCUGGGAUUUCCUGAACCAUCAGACGGGUCCCCGUGUAAGAGACCGUUUAAGCCACGGGGAGAUCAAUUUACGUGAAUUUCCAAAGGAGAUGACCAAUCAGUUGCUUGCGUUUUCCCUGGUACUUUUACUCAGAUUCAUUGAUGAGGAUCUGCUAUCAGUUUUUAAGUCCACCCUGUUUCCCCUGGGACUCAUCACGGGCCGCAGGCUGCGUGUGCCUCUGUCUGCGCUGCCAGGAUGUCGCCGAUUAGAAGACAAUUCUGAAACAAAUGCCUGCCGCUCCUUAAUUAGAAAGAUUAUGUGUGAGCUCUGUCACCACGUGCCUGAGAGCCAUGGUGUUUUUAAUGACGUGGAUAAACUCCCCACUGAGAGGUGGCCCCAGGUGCUGCGUGAACUCUGCAGCGUCCCCAUCCCCACUCUGUUCUGCCCGAGAGUCGUCCUGGAGGUGGCGGCUGUGCUCCGAAGCAUCAGCACGCAGUGCCAGCGCGUGUCCGCCCAGGUCGUGGCCGCCUCGCAGCUGAGGCACAGGCAGUGGGUGGCGAGGACGCUGCGGUCGCGCCAGCGGCAGAACUACCUGCGCAUGUUGAGUAGUGUCAGGCUUCUGUCUCCUGCACUUUACCUGAUUCUGUUGCUCGUUGCGCUGGAAUUGGUCAGUGUUCAUGCCGUUUGUGGAAAAUCUGCCUGCGAGUGUCGGCAGUACCUGAGGUUCUUAAAGUCGAUCUUGCAGUACACUGAGAACCUGGUGGCUUACACCAGCUGUGAAAAGAACAAAUGGAAUGAAACCAUCAAUCUCACACAUACAGCUUUGUUGAAAAUUUGGACUUUUAGUGAGAAGAAACAAAUGUUAGUACACUUAGCCAAGAAAUCCACAAGUAAAGUAGUCUUAUGAAAAC
Messenger RNA from Propithecus coquereli (Coquerel's sifaka), 1451 nucleotides. It is a transcript of the gene ERMARD, whose product is annotated as ER membrane-associated RNA degradation. The transcript has 12 exons. The record is from RefSeq and is a predicted model, not a curated record. Lineage: Eukaryota; Metazoa; Chordata; Mammalia; Primates; Indriidae. The coding region runs from base 2 to 1447 and encodes 481 amino acids.